This is a messenger RNA of Dreissena polymorpha, 2284 nucleotides long. RefSeq names its product neuronal acetylcholine receptor subunit alpha-9-like. The coding region runs from base 100 to 1305 and encodes 401 amino acids. Lineage: Eukaryota; Metazoa; Mollusca; Bivalvia; Myida; Dreissenidae. The record is from RefSeq and is a predicted model, not a curated record. Gene Ontology annotation, biological process: regulation of membrane potential; signal transduction; nervous system process. Gene Ontology annotation, molecular function: neurotransmitter receptor activity; extracellular ligand-gated monoatomic ion channel activity; transmembrane signaling receptor activity. The transcript has 5 exons. Gene Ontology annotation, cellular component: synapse; neuron projection; membrane.
ACGAAAAUAAAACGAUUAUAUUCACAUGGUAAUCUUCUCGCAACCAGUGUACUUUAAGGUUAUGAUACAACAUUGUGUUUAUUAUCUAAUGCGUUACGGAUGUACGUGACUGUGUUCUCAAACAUGCACUUCUUGUUCGUGCGCUUGAUGAUCUUUCAAUGGAGUAUGGCGACGUGUUAUGUGGCUUCCCAGACAGCGGACGAUGUAAAAAAUCUCACUAUUAAAUUGUUCAAAACUGAUGAAUACAGCAAAAUCGUUCGCCCGUUAAAAGAUCAGAGCCAAUCUGUUAAGGUUUUCACAGAGUUGAUUCUGAACACUAUAAUUGAUUUCGACGAGCGAGACGAAAAUUUGAAAAUCAGUUGUUGGCUAAGCAUUUCUUGGCAUGAUGAAUGUCUUAAGUGGGAACCAGAGGACUAUGGAGGACUGACGUUUCUUGCAUUGCCACAAAAUGAUACAUGGCGACCGGACAUUAGACUUCAUAAUUCCUUUCGGACAUUUACCGGUUUGGGAUCAAGUAAUGUGUUGCUCAGAGUCUCGUAUAUUGGUAUGGUUUUGUGGGAACCUUAUCAGAUUCUUGAAGCCACGUGUGAAGUAGACAUCACAUAUUUCCCAUUUGACACACAGGAAUGUCCUCUAAAGUUUUCUGCAUGGAGCUAUAAUAACGAAGAAGUAGAAAUUAUUGAAGGACUAAAAGGCAUAUAUUUGGACGAAUUUGAAGAAAAUUCAAGAUGGUCGAUGGUAGACACCACAUCAGACUCGGAAACAAACGACGGUUUUGUGAUUUUCAAGAUGAAGAUGAAGCGAAAGUCAACUUUUUACGUGUUCUAUAUACUCAUCCCAAUCGUCCUACUUUCGUUUUUAAACGUCAUUACAUUCGCACUUCCGUUAUCUUCCGGAGAGCGUGCUUCUUACGCUAUCACAGUUAUCUUAUCCUUGGCCUUAUUUCUAACAAUUGUAGCAUCUGAGAUUCCAAAGAACUCCGACACUAUUCCAGUCAUCUCAGUUUAUAUCACGGCAAUACUAGCACUUAGCACUGCAAACGUGAUAACGUCACUGUUAGAAUCGCGAAUGGCGUCCCGAGAUAAAAACAAGGACCCAAUCGCCCCUGGAUAUAUGACACUCUACCGCUUAGCUCGAAUAUGUCAGUGUAAACGUAACGGAAAGAGCCAUCCCGAACAAGACAUUGAAUGGAAAGACGUUGUUGCAGUAGUGGAUUAUUUCUUGUUUUGGUUGUUUUUUGUGCUUACCUUUAUAACGACCGUAGUUUGGUUUGUAAUUGCGAACAGAGGAGGGCAAAGUGAGUAAUUACAGACAAAUUAAAUGUGAAUUGCAAACAGCAUAAAAUACGACCUUAAUAGUAGCUUGAGAUAACACACAUAUAUAUAUACUCAAAUAAGAAGGGAAAUAUGCUCAAUGGUUUUGCCGUGGUUUAAUACUUCGACAUACCUGAAAACAUACAUUUUCCGACAUAUGAAAUUCUAAUGUUAUCCUAAUCCUGUACUGAAGCAUUUUUUAUUGAACUCUUUUGUAUUGGCAUCCGAUCAUACAAAACAGCAUUCAAGAGACCUUCACUUUGAACACUCCUGAAUAUUUGCACGUGCCAGAGAUAUCUCCCAAUGGUAUUUGAGUCUUAUAUCAAACCGCGUAUCUUCUGUUCAUUUUCCAAAGUAACAUCGAUCUUAUCAAAGCUGAACCAUUUUAAUCAUUGUUUUGUCUGUAAUGUGGAUACCUGACCAAAUGUCGGCGAGAGUACCUAUCGUUACAAUAAUAUUCACUUUGUGUUUAAAUCCGACGUUGAAAUCAGUUUAAUGUGUCACAAUAUAAAUUGUCCACCAUAACUUUGGUUAAUUAUUACACGUUAAUAUGAGUACAAACUUACAUAUAAAAACACAAUUGUCUCUUCUUAUAAUGCGAAGGCACGCAUAUUUUAAAACUUCUGUGUAAGUCGAACGACUUUAACACUUCAUCUUCCAACGGCGUCAUACCGUUAUAUUGACAUUACGCUUUAAACACUUCAUCUUUCAACGGCGGCAUACCGUUAUAUUGUAAGUACACUUUUAACACUUCAUCCUCCAACGGCGUCAUACCGUUAUAUUGAAAGUACACAUAGAUGCAUGUUUUGUUUAAAUUGCACUCAUUAUAAAAACAGAAAUUAAAAAAAAUCAAUGCAGCGGGAUACCAAACGCUGCUUCCAAAUUAACCUCUUAAUAACUUCUAUAUGAAUCAAUAAAUUGGGAAACGAUGAAUGAAUAUUGUAAUCAUAUUCAUUUGAAAAAGACUCAUA